Molecule: messenger RNA, 1574 nt
Organism: Conger conger (European conger)
Lineage: Eukaryota; Metazoa; Chordata; Actinopteri; Anguilliformes; Congridae
Product: zona pellucida sperm-binding protein 4-like
Exons: 11
Coding region: 31-1545 (504 amino acids)
Biological process (GO): binding of sperm to zona pellucida; prevention of polyspermy
Cellular component (GO): egg coat
Molecular function (GO): acrosin binding; structural constituent of egg coat
Source: RefSeq, a predicted model, not a curated record
AUUUUCUGCAGUGAUCAACCUUCUUUCAUUAUGGCAAGUUUUGUGCGUAGUGUGCAGCUUGGUGUGUGGCUGUAUAGUUUGGGAUUUGUUUUGGCACAGGAUCAAAGUAAAUACUUUGGCUCAAAAGAUGACUCAUUCCAUAGAUGCCAAGUCAGUGACUUUGCCAGAGUGCCAUGUGGAGACCCUGAUAUUAGUGGUGCUGGCUGUGAAGCCCUCAACUGCUGCUUUGACCAACAGUGUUACUACGCAAAUGAAGUUACUGUCCACUGUCUCCAGGAUGGUCAGUUCAUGGUUGUGGUCUCCAGGGCUGCCACCUGGCCUAUGCUUGACCUUGGUUCUGUCAACUUGUUGGAGGGUCAGAGUGAUGAAUCCUGUGGUCCUGUUAGUGCCUCGCCUGCUUUUGCGGUCUUCCAAUUCCCAGUCAGUGCCUGUGGAACCACAGUGAGGGUGGAAGGGGAUUACGUGGUCUAUGAGAACAGGAUGUCUUCAACAUAUGAAGUGGGUGUUGGUCCUUUAGGCUCCAUCACAAGGGACAGUGUUUAUGAGUUGGACUUUCAAUGCCAGUAUUAUGGCAGUGAGGUGAUUUCUCUGGUGGCUGAGGUGAAUACAGUGCCUCCUCCCCUUCCAGUAACUGCUCCAGGGCCCCUUCGUGUUGAGCUCAGACUGGCUAGUGGGCAAUGCGGGGCCAAAGGAGAAAAGGGAGUGCAAGGAUGCAGUGACGCGGAGGUUUAUAGUGACUACUACAGGGAUGCAGACUACCCUGUGACUAAGGUGCUACGGGACCCUGUGUAUGUGGAAGUGCGGAUCUUGGAGAGGACUGACCCACACCUUGUCCUGCUUCUGGAAGACUGCUGGGCUACAUCCACCUCUAGCCCCCUCAGCCUACCCCAGUGGAGCCUCUUGGUUGAUGGGUGUCCCUACCGUGAUGACCGUUACCAGACGUCCUUGGUUCCUGUAGAUGGCUCUUCUGGACUUCCCUUCCCCACCCACUACAAGCGGUUCAUUGUGCAGAUGUUUACCUUUGUGGAUCCUGCAUCCCAUGUUCCACUGAAGGAAACGGUGUAUAUCCACUGUAGUACUGAAGUUUGCUACCCCACUGCUGUUGACCACUGCCACCAGCAAUGCAGUGGUGGAAAACAAAGAAGGUCCAUUCCUGUCGGAAGGCAUUCCACAGAGGAAACGGUUGUGGUUUCCAGUAAGGGAGUUAUGAUUAUGAAUACAGAACCCAAAAGGACUGGUCAAGGUAUUGCUUUAGAACAUGGUUUGACUGACAAGGUUGUGGUCUCCAGUAAGGGAGUGAUGAUGACCAAUGUAGAACUCCAACAGACUGGUCGAGGACAUGGUUUGACUGAAAAGGUUGUGGUUUCUAGUAAGGGAGGGAUAACCAAUGUGGAGCCCACAGCUUCAGGCCAGAGGCUUGAUGGUGAAGUGCCCCAGUCUCUUGGUUUUGGCCUCCUGGGAAUUGCUGCCUGUGUCAUGCUGAUCUCCAUCCUGGCACUGGCUGUUGUGUGCACAAAGCGAUCUCGGGUGGAACCAAAGGUGUGAAAUGUUGCAAAAUAAAGCGCUGUGAAAUA